ACGUCAUUGGAUGACAGCUAGCUGUCAGAAAGUGAGUUCAUUCCCCCGAGCCGAGGAGACGGAACGCCGUCAAUAGGUUUUUACCCUUCCGCUGAUAUAUAGCACAUCGAGUCAGCGAGACAACGGACCAAGCUUUCCACCGAGCCCGGCCAUGGAUGAACAGGCGGGGCCCGGCGUGUUCUUCAACAAUAAUAACAACUCCAUUUUACCCGGCGGUGGAAAAGGACCUCUGCCCGAUGGCGACGCUGGGGAGGCGGCUAGGGCGCAGUACAGUAUCCCGGGGAUCUUGCACUUCCUGCAGCACGAAUGGGCCCGUUUCGAAGUAGAAAGGGCACAAUGGGAAGUGGAACGAGCCGAAUUACAGGCCCAAAUCGCCUUCCUGCAGGGGGAAAGGAAAGGCCAGGAGAACUUGAAGAAAGACCUUGUCAGAAGGAUCAAAAUGCUCGAGUAUGCGCUGAAGCAAGAGAGAGCCAAGUACCACAAGUUAAAAUAUGGGACAGAGUUAAACCAAGGUGACAUGAAGCCUCCAAGCUACGACUCGGACGAGGCCAAUGAGAACGAGACUUCUGGAUCGCUCAACAAUCAGCUGUCCUGGAAACAAGGCCGUCAGCUCCUCAGACAGUACCUACAGGAGGUGGGCUACACAGACACCAUCUUAGAUGUAAAGUCCCAGCGAGUCCGAGCACUGCUAGGACUAGCCGGGGAUGGAGCUGGAAGGACAGGUGAACGCACGAGCACCGAACCUUUGGUCAACGGGACAGACGCAACAACAAAGGGCACCAGAGGGAAAACGGAGCUCUCUGACACCAGCGCUGUACUGGAAGCCUUCAAGUUCAUUGAAAAUGCAGCUGCUGAGUUCAGCGAUGAAGACGAGGAAGAGGAGAGCGAGGGGAAAGACAGGACUAACGUGGAAUCGAGGACGAUCAUCAGGAAGAAGCCUGCAUCGUCUACGUCGCCCGCCAGUAUGGACACCACUGAGGACCCUGACACAGAGGAAGUGAUGAAGGGCUUCGACUUCCUGUCUAGUCCUGACGAGAUGGACACCUCGCCAGAGACUAGAGGCACCGGGGACGGCACAGACUGGGAAAAGGACGAGCAAGGUCCCAUUUCUGAGGCCUGGGACGUGGACCCGGGCCUGAUAACCAAACUCAAGGAGCAGUACAAAAAGGAGCGCAAGGGGAAAAAGGGGGUGAAGAGGGUGCUGUACUGAGUGUGGCGAUGAGCAGUACAGGGGAGCAGUGUUUCAGCGGCGGUGUCGACGGGACUAUUCAGUGCUGGAACACCCCCAAUCCCAACAUCGACCCCUACGACUCAUACGAUCCAUCUGUGCUGCGAGGAGCCCUGAGCGGACACACGGACUCUGUUUGGGGUUUGGUGUACAGCAGCGCACACCAGCGCCUUCUCUCCUGCUCCGCGGAUGGGACGGUGAGACUGUGGGACGCCAACACCACCUCACCUGCCCUCGCAGUAUUCAACGAAAACAAAAAGCUGGGAAUUCCCUCCUCGGUAGAUCUGGUGUGCAGUGAUCCAGCUCAUCUGGUCACAUCUUUCACAAACGGGCAAAUCGGCCUCUUCAACAUGGAGACCCGUCAGCUGGUUCUCAGUCUGGAGUCCAAUUUGGAGCCAGGCACUCCCUCUCACAUCAACAAGGUCCUCAGCCAUCCCACUCUACCCAUCACCAUCACUGCGCAGGAGGACAGACACAUCAAGUUCUUUGACAACAACAGUGGGAAGCUGAUUCACUCCAUGGUGGCCCAUCUGGAUGCUGUCACCAGCUUAGCAGUGGACCCUAAUGGACUUUAUCUUAUGUCAGGCAGUCACGACUGCUCUAUCCGUCUGUGGAACCUGGAGAGUAAAACCUGCAUCCAGGAGUUCACGGCUCACAGAAAGAAGUUUGAGGAAUCGAUCUACGAUGUGGCGUUCCAUCCGUCAAAAUGCUACAUUGCUAGUGCUGGAGCAGACGCUCUCGCUAAGGUGUUUGUAUGACGCGGAGCUGCGUCUCCCCCCACAGCCCCGCUCUCUGACUCAUCUUCCCGUGAUCAGGGACCAAUGGCGACACAGCAGAGGAAGGACCUUCAGGCAGGGAUCCAAUCCCACCUCACCCAGCCCACUGGUCUCCUGUCGGACUUGCAGACUAUGUAGCCACUAGCAGGGCUGUGACUGUCCAUAGAAAGGGUCAGCAGGGAGGCCAGUCGGGAGGGGAACUGCCCUUCUGGUCCCCCGUCUACCAUCCAGGCAGGCCUGGGUGUGACCGGCCACAGCGCCCCUGCAUACAGACUCAAAUUUAACCUCGAAAGCUCAGAGGCUCAGGACAAGUGUUAGAGCGUGAAGUGGAGAAAUGAAGUCUCAAGCCCCGUCUUCUUCUUCUGCCCGUGUGGUUUUACGCUCACCCCGGAUCCCUCAGGCCCUCGACCUUCCCUCUGAGACAAAACCAGGUCCGGGCCCUUUACUCCAAGUCAGGUUUUGUGUUGUUGUGUUGUUGUGUUCCAGAAACGUGGGGUACCGAAGGUCCGCUGGAGCUGUCACGGAAGCCUCUCACUUCCUCUUUGUCUGCUUCCCAGACUGACUCUGCUUGCUGGCCUGCCUUUAUUUUCCUUUUUAAAAACACGUAUUGACAAAUGUGCCUUUGCUUUAAAAAGGUCUUGAAAACGUUAUUUUAACAAGCUUGUUUUCGGGGAACAGGGAGGGAGGGGGGUGGCGGCGAAUCGGAGCUGGUUGUCACAAAGUUGUUGAUUUUAACAUUGGAUGUAAAAUUACAAAUGCUUAUAAUAAACAAAAUAUAUAUUCAGUCUUAAAAUUUACUGUGCAGCGUGAGUUUGAGUGCUCCUUUUUGAUAAGUGUGGUUGGGGAAUCAGUUUUGUGCAUUUCAAAGCUGGUAGAGUGAUAAAAACCAUUAAUUAUAUUGCCUGUUUGUUAGAUUCAAGUAAUUGUACACUUCAGAAGUAAGAUUACCAACAUAUGUGUCCAAAGUAAACCAUCUUGGUUAUAUAAUUACAAUUCAAACUUGGUUCUAGAUGUCAACGUUAGGCAUAAUUAACUGAUUUUUGGCCAGUUUGCUCAUGUUUGAAGUGAAUGGCUUGUACUGUAUGUAAUUUUCCCCAGUCGUGUGGACAUGCUUAACUACAAUGUGAUGUAUCAUGUCCAGAUAUUUACAGUAGUCCAGUGUUUAGCAGGAAAUUAGUGCAGUACUUUAGGACUAUUUGAAAUGAGUUGACCAUCCGACACCAAGGGAAGAGAAAUGUCCUGCAAUUCCAGUUUACUGUAAACUGAGGAGGGUAAUAAGAAAAGUUACGAUGUUGUACGAGUAGAGUACAGCUUCAAAUGAGCCAUUUUCUCAGUCACUGGUUUGUAUAUGAAAGUAUGUUCAAAAUAAAACCUGCUGUAAAAUGUUAA
Haplochromis burtoni (Burton's mouthbrooder) is the source of this 3393-nucleotide messenger RNA. RefSeq names its product striatin. Gene Ontology annotation, molecular function: protein phosphatase 2A binding; calmodulin binding; armadillo repeat domain binding. Lineage: Eukaryota; Metazoa; Chordata; Actinopteri; Cichliformes; Cichlidae. The record is from RefSeq and is a predicted model, not a curated record. Gene Ontology annotation, cellular component: dendrite.